CUCCUCUCCUCCCAACUCUCUCUCUCUCUCUCCUUCUCUGCCUGCUCACCGAGCUUCACCUGACAGCUGCAGCUCCGCGAUUGGUUUUCUUCUUACCGGUGAUUAAACCUCCAGCACUCUCAAAAUGGCCAGCAGAGGAACCGUGAAAGCCAGCGGAAACUUCAACGCCAGCGCGGAUGCUGAAGCCCUGUACAAGUCGAUGAAAGGACUGGGUACCGACGAGGACACCAUCCUGCAGCUGCUGACUGCUCGCAGCAACUCCCAGAGGCAGGAGAUCAAGGCCACCUACAAGACUCUGUUCGGCAAGGAUCUGGUGGACGACCUGAAGGGAGAGCUGGGUGGUAAAUUUGAGACCCUGAUCGUGGGUCUGAUGACCCCGCCCCUCGCUUACGAUGUGACACUACUCCGCAACGCCAUCAAGGGGGCAGGAACGGACGAGAAGGUGCUGGUGGAGGUCCUCGCCUCCAGAACAUGUCAGCAGGUGAAGGACAUCGUCGCCGCUUACAGACAAGAAUAUGAUGACGACCUGGAGGAGGAUGUUUCUGGUGACACCUCAGGUCACUUCAAGAGACUUCUGGUUAUUCUGCUGCAGGCGAACAGGCAGAAGGGGAUCCAGGAGGGAACCAUCGAGAGUGAUGCUCAGGUCCUCUUCGAGGCGGGAGAGAAGAAGUUUGGCACCGAUGAACAAACUUUUGUCACCAUCCUGGGAAACCGCAGCGCAGAGCACCUCAGGAAAGUAUUUGACGCUUACAUGAAGUUGUCUGGAUACGAGAUGGAGGAGAGCAUCAAGAGGGAAACAUCUGGACCCCUGAGAGACCUGCUGCUGGCCGUUGUGAAGUGUGCCAGGAGCGUCCCAGCCUAUUUUGCCGAGACCCUGUACUAUGCAAUGAAGGGUGCAGGAACUGAUGACGACACCCUGAUCAGAGUGAUGGUGAGUCGCAGCGAGGUGGACUUGAUGGACAUCAGAGCUGAGUUCAGGAGGAUGUUCCCCUGCUCCCUGUUUUCCAUGAUCAAGGGAGAUACCGGCGGUGACUACAGGAAGGCCUUACUGCUGCUCUGCGGCGGAGACGACGCGUAAGAAGCGCAUCGAGCAGUAGAGCAGGAACCCCACCUGAAGUGCCUCUUCUCUGGGUUAGCCCCGCACGGCCCCGACGGCUCACCGAAACAAGCUAACACAAAGUCAAAAAUGAUCACAAACGAAAACUGUCUUGUGUGUGGGAGACGGCCCAUCGGGUCUUUUUUAAAAACCGUCUUUGAAAGGUAGCUAACAUUUUGUUCAUGUCCACUUUAAUGCAGCUUUAUGGUCGACUAACAUCUUCAGUAAGAUUAAUUUUAUAUAAAUCCUUUGUAAUGAUAAGGAAUUGGACCAAAAUGGUUUUGUUUGCACUUUGUAUGGCAGAAACAAUAUAUGCAAUAAUAAACAUUUCAGCUGAUGAAGUACA
Messenger RNA from Acanthopagrus latus (yellowfin seabream), 1442 nucleotides. It is a transcript of the gene anxa5b, whose product is annotated as annexin A5b. Lineage: Eukaryota; Metazoa; Chordata; Actinopteri; Spariformes; Sparidae. The coding region runs from base 125 to 1078 and encodes 317 amino acids. Gene Ontology annotation, molecular function: calcium ion binding; calcium-dependent phospholipid binding. Gene Ontology annotation, biological process: negative regulation of coagulation. The transcript is spliced from 13 exons. Gene Ontology annotation, cellular component: cytoplasm. The record is from RefSeq and is a predicted model, not a curated record.